AUGGGCAGGACUUGCCGGAGCCUAAGUUGGACGGCGUGCUGGUGUGGGGCCUGCGCAUCCACAGGGAUGGCCCCAAUGCCAGACAAGCUGCAUAGGGAUUUUCAUAACGUUUUCGUAUUUGGGAUUCUGACCCUGGUCGUGGCCUGGGUCGCGAAGGUUGUGUAUCAACUGACUCGGGCCGUCGAGUUGAAUGUCCGCCUGUCACGAGCACGCUCCUUGCAGCUGGAAGCCAUGAGCAUCUACGUACAUGACUUCCAGAUGCUCAUCCGUCAGCAUUUCAACCAAAUACUCCGCUUACGGAGGACGGUUCCACCAAAACCAGUGGUCCGACACGAGCUCACCACGCACGUACAUCCGGAGUCGAUUAGCUGCCUGUGGGUGGGAGAAGAAGACUCUGGAGGUGGACCGAUGGGCUUUGGCGUUGAGUUCGACAUAGAUGCUUCGGCCCCCUGCUGUGUGAGGCUCUACUGGGGCUUGAGCGUACAGGCCUGCAAUGAAUUUGUACAGCGCAGUCAGGCACCCGAGCAGAGCAGGCGGCAUGCAAGCACAGGCAGCACAGGCAGCACGUUCCGAAGCCUGAGGGGCCGAUGGACAGGGCGGACAGCCUGCGCCAAUCCAGAGACGACGAGGUCACUUCUGGAGAUGGAGGAGCUUGGGGGUGCUGCUCCAGGCGCUGCUGAAAGUGCUGCAAGCAAUUGGCCGGCUCAGUAUGCCCAGUCUGCCACCACAGAAGCAAAUGAGGAACCUCCAUUUUCUUCCAGCAGCUGUUUUGCACAGUCACGGGAUUUCUUCUUGCCGGCCGGUUGUGGGCAGCGCUAUGUGACACCAGCUGGCGACUUGAUUCACCCGGGCGUACUGAAGUUUGACAUGAGUGCAUCUUGGCUUCGGCAGGGCCAGGCGGGCCAGUCGGGCCAGGCACCGGACCAGCCAGUCAUCCCCCUAGCCAUUGUCGUGCUUUCAUCUGGGCCAUCGGUGCGAUCUGCAAACGCAGGGAAUGCGGCCCAAGGUCGUUCCGUGUCGGAAACCAAAGGUCAAAUAUCUUUGGUCAAGUUUCACACUAGGGCACAAAACAAAGGCAACUCGCCUUACCACACAGCGGAGAUCAUCAGGCAGUUUUGCUUCUGCGAGUCGAACAUCGCCUUCGAUGUGCAAGGAAUCUAUGGCUUUGAAGAUGCUGGAGAAAGCGACUGCAUGAUCUGCUACGCCCGGCCUAAGAAUGUCGUUUUGCUUCCAUGCCGCCACUGCUCAGUUUGCCACUCCUGUUUGCGUUCCUUACGCGACGAGAAGUGCCCAUUGUGCAGGAGUUCUUUCUCCAGUUACAUGACCUGUCCCGUUUCACGAAGCCCUCAAACCCAAACUCGGGAGAGAGGCCCGACGGGUGCACAGACUCCUCAGGGCCCUCACAAUGACUCUUGGUCACGGAGAAGCUUGAGGCUCGACGAGGACUCCUUGGCGCCGCUCGCGCCCGAAGGGCCCACCGAACCGUGA
Molecule: messenger RNA, 1488 nt
Organism: Symbiodinium natans
Lineage: Eukaryota; Dinophyceae; Suessiales; Symbiodiniaceae
Source: the annotation of a GenBank genome assembly